AUGGGAAAGGAAAAAGGAGAUCGUCGGAAACUGUUUCAAGAUCCACAAUUGAAUUUGGAGUACACAACUCGAACCUUGAUAAACGAUGGAGCUCUGCCUUCACCAAUCGUGUCAUUGUACUGUUCCAAUGAUGAGUGUUCUGAGUGCUAUGCUAAUCUUGCAGUAUUGACAGAUCGUGGUCACGUCAAAAAUCGUAAAAAGGAAGAUUACGUCAGACUAGGGUCGCUCAAGGCCGUGAAGUCUCCUCUCGAGGUCAAAGUAAACAAAAAAUCUCCGACGGAAAGUGGUGCAGAAGAGUCAGAAGAAGAGAAGCUGAUGUUGUUGACCUUGAGAAAUUUAUGCAUCUAUUAUCAUCUGAAAAAGGUUUUGCUGUUGUGGAAGACAGAAAUGCCACGCUUGGAGAAGAAAUCUGGAUCUACUAUCAAAUACAUUGAGUCGCGAUUGCACGAUGUGUGUGUUCCCGGUUAUGUGAUGAAAUCUGCUCACAACGACAAAUGUGCUUCCUGCCGACGUGAUUAUGAACCAAUUUAUCAGGAAUUCGGAGUGUUCAUCUAUCCGGCUAAGAAAGUUGAACUUGGAGCACCUUUGCUGUUCUACGGCAAACUGAGUGAUGGAAGUGCAAUCGCGAGAACAUUUCAGUUGUACUUUUACAAUAGUUCCGACCAAAAUGCGAAAAGUGACCAGUGUAACGAAGACCGCGGUAAAAGCUCUUAUGAGGGAGAUGUAGCUUUGCUCGAGAUGGUUGACCCUGAUCUAGUGACAACUGAGGAUUAUCACGUUCUUCGUCUGAAUGGAUUUGCUCACGAAAUUAAUGCCAACGGAACGAUUUAUUUGGCCCGUGGAAUUGUUUUUAGUGGAUUAAGCUUUGAUUCGAAAUGUAUGUUCAAAGCCGCAGUGGAAACGAGAGGUGUGGCGCAUUUCCCGAAAAAACAUCAGAGCAGCAUUGUUUGUUGCACUGAAACCAUAAAGAACUGGCUCGAGAUUAUGGGUUACAACAAGAGAGGUUUUUCGGUCAUUAUGUCAUAG
This is a messenger RNA of Haemonchus placei, 1026 nucleotides long. Lineage: Eukaryota; Metazoa; Nematoda; Chromadorea; Rhabditida; Trichostrongylidae. The record is from the annotation of a GenBank genome assembly.